Rhopilema esculentum is the source of this 4250-nucleotide messenger RNA. RefSeq names its product triacylglycerol hydrolase DDHD2. Gene Ontology annotation, cellular component: cytoplasm. The record is from RefSeq and is a predicted model, not a curated record. NCBI's taxonomy places the organism in Eukaryota, Metazoa, Cnidaria, Scyphozoa, Rhizostomeae, Rhizostomatidae. Gene Ontology annotation, molecular function: glycerophospholipase activity; protein binding; metal ion binding.
ACAGCCUCUCUCUCCUUGUUCAACGUAGGCCAUCAUGGCGGCCAACCAAAACAAUCGGGAAAGAGGUAAUCAGCCAAAUUAUGGACAGGCAGGACAGUCGCCAUUCUUUAACCAGUCUCUCGGUGGUGGCCUUACUGUGGAUAGCUUAGCUGGCCCUAGAUUAUUCACUCCGAUUCCAUUAUCAGCCCCCGCGAAUCCGUCCACUCCAAUUCAAGGAAGUAAUGCAGCAGCCAAUAUUGAGCCACCAUCGCAAGCUCUUGGGUAUACAACCUCAUCUUCAACUCUGUUUGCAUCACCAUCCGUACCACCAUCAUCAGGAUUUUUACAGGCUUCAUUCUCACAACAAGAACUGUUCACUGCACAAAAUAAUCAGAACCAAGAUCCAUUUGCACAAAAUUUUGUACCCCAAGAAACCCAACAACCCCCUGUCCAGACCUUCAAUGAAUAUCAGGACCCGUCAUACAUGACACCACAGUUAUCAGAUGCCCCACCACCAAGCCAAGUUUAUGAUCAGUUUGGAGCAAGUCCAGGUAUGCAGUACAUGGAGACUCCUUUCCAAGAUUACCCACAGAGGCAGACAGAUCAAGGAUCAUUUCAAGAUUUGGCAGGAAAUAUGCAUAAGCCAACACAAGUAGUUUCACCACAGCCUAGCCAAGACCUGUAUGGUAGGCCACCACAGCCUCAAUUCUAUUCUCCAUCUGGGCAUCCUGUCCAAGCACCAACAUACUUUUACCAACCUAUCCAGCCACACUGGUUUUAUCACAAAGGUGGCAAAAUCUGGCUUCCCUUUUCUUAUGUUGAUUCUAGAAACUUAGAGGCAGCUUUCCAAAGUAAAGAAAGGACUGUCAUUGCCACAGAUGGUGGUCGCUUUGAUGUUGAUAUUGAUUCAAUGAAAAGAGAGGCUAUCUAUUGGGUGGAGGCGAGAACUGAAGUGCGUCGCUGUUCUUGGUUUUACAGAGGAGAGGGUGACACAAAGCUGGUUCCAUACUCUGAAAAUAUGGCUGAGCUGCUAGAGAAAGAGUACAAGCUUGUUGCAACUACUGGUGCAUGGAACAAAAAGCUGGAUUUAAAAAAUGGAGAAUCUGUGAUUUUCCAUAAUCAGAAUGUGAUUGUACACUAUUUACCAACCACAGAUAUGUAUGACUGGACUGGAGAGGAUUCUAAAUCAAGGCCAAGGGUUGUACGAAGAGGAAUAACAGACAUUGUGGAUGAAAUUGUUGAGGGUGAACCCGAACAAAUCGAUCACUUGGUUUUUGUAGUGCAUGGAAUUGGCCCUGCAGCAGAUUUGAGGAUGCGACCAUUAGUUGAAUGUGUUGAUGAUAUGAGGCAGCAAGGUUUGCAUUUGUUGGGGACGCACCAGUUUGUUAAAGAGGGAAUACCAGUGGGUCGUGUUGAAUUUCUUCCUAUCGAGUGGUAUUCGAAUCUUCAUAGUGAUAGGCAUGGAGUAGACAACCGAUUGAAUGCGAUUACCUUAUCAAGCAUAAACAAAUUCCGGAAUUUCACAAAUGAAACGCUCACUGAUAUCCUCUUCUUCACAAGUCCUAUGUAUUGCCAGGCAAUUUGUGAUACAGUGGUGCAAGAAAUGAAUCGUUUACUGCUUUUGUUCACAAGCCGAAACCAGUCAUUCCAGGGUCAAUUAUCCGUAUGUGGUCAUAGUUUAGGUUCGUGUAUCCUCUUCGAUAUUUUGGCCAACCAGGUUAAUAUUGAAACGGCUGACGACACCAGAGAGGUUGUAGAGGAGAUUCUUCAUGAAAACACUAGUGAUGAAAACACCGAGAGCUCACCUGUAGACGAAGACUUUGUGGAAACACCAGUUGCUCCUCCGCCAGUUCUUACUCAUUCACUUUCACAGACAUAUGCAUCCACUGUGCAGGAGGACUCAAUACCUGAUAUCGAAGAUGUUUUGAAAAAGCUCAGUCUGUCGGACUAUUUAUCGAAAUUUCACGAAGAGAAAAUUGAUACAGAGACACUGUUGAUGUGCUCUGAGGCGGAUAUGAGGGAUCUGGGGAUACCAAUGGGGCCAAGAAAAAAGUUAAUGGGAUUUGUUAGAGAGCAAGCACAGCAUCAGGAAAAGAAGAAAGCCGCUGACACAAGAAGCGAGCCUACUCCCAAGACUGUGGCAGCAGCUUCGAAUUCUGCUGCAACACAAGCUUCCGCAGCGCAAAAGUCGGUUAUUACGAAAGGCACCCAAACGUAUUUAUUCCGGUCAUUCUCUUCGGCUAGCGUUGAAGUUGCUUACGAGCGUGGCGUGGCGGGAACCGGACAACCAACGGUCCACUACUCUAAACUGAGCUUUGAGCCGGUAAACAUGUUUGCACUUGGCUCUCCCAUUGGACUUUUUGUGACAGUCAGGGGCGUCACAUCUUUUGGAAUAAACUUCAAGCUUCCAACUUGUAACUCGUUUUAUAACAUAUUUCACCCGUACGACCCGGUGGCCUAUAGAAUCGAACCGCUUGUCAACCCAACAAUCGAAGCUCCUCCAGUGCUUAUGCCCCACCACAAAGGAAGAAAGAGGUUCCAUUUGGAACUAAGAGAAAACUUAACGAGAGUCGGUGCAAAUCUGAAGCAAGGCUUUAUUGAAGCAGUUCGAAGCACGUGGGAAACUAUAAAUCAUUUCGCAAGAUCUCAUCGAACAGAGGCACUGGAUUCAGCAGAGGACGAAACAGAGACUGCGGUCGUGAAGCCCCUGCAAAAUGUGAACGAAGAAACUCAAGUUGAACACCAAGAACCUGAGCCUCAAAUCGAACCAACUGGCCCUGAACUUGGUUGUGGGAAGCUAAAUAACGGCAAAAGGAUCGAUUUUGUACUACAGGAAAGACCAUUGGAAAGCUUAAACGAGUAUUUAUUCGCCCUAAGCAGCCACACGUGCUACUGGACCUCAGAGGACACGGUGCUCCUGAUGCUGAGAGCAAUCUACGGAGCUGAAUGAAGAGAACUGAGGAUUUGCGUUAGUUCCCUUAGAGCCGUAUAACUCAUUGCAGAUUUAUUUAAACCUAAUUGGGCUGGAUGCCAAACUUAUGCAAUGCAGAUUCUAUUCUCCAUACCUAACACUUUUGCCUGUUUCCAUGGCAAAGUUUCAUAGAACUAGAGGUUUUAAAUAAGACAUAAUAUCUUUGUACGUAUUUUGUCUUCAUUAAGUUUUAAAAUGGAGUUGUGGUUGGACAUUAAGUUGAACGCUGCUGCAGUUCAUUUGAUUUUCUUCGUCUGCAGUGUGCUUAAAAUUGACUUCAGAAUUACAAUGGACAAUGGCUACAGAUUACAAAAAAUCACAGCUCAAGAGAAAUUUUCUUCAUGUCAUCGACAAAUAAGAUACUACAUAUAUUAGCGAUGUAUGAAUCAUCAACAAAAAUGGUCCAGUUACAUUACAAGCUGAAAUAUAGGAGCUGCAACACAGCUUAAAAUGUUUCUUCAGGUUUGGGUGGGGAGGUACUUAGUAAAGAGGCAAAUAAGCAGAGAAGAUAUUUUCAGUUAUUAAAUUCAAUAUGUAGAGUUUUUCAUCGCAGAUAUAUAAGUUUAGCUCUUCAGAUUAUGUCUUUUUCGAUCUAAUCAAAUUGUGAAUUUUGCAUAAUGUUCGCCGAUGAAUUAGCCUUAGAAGUUAUGAAAAUAUCCAUCAUUCGCAAACACAUUGUUACAGAGAAUUUUUCUAUAUUUACAAAAGUAUGGUAAAACAAUAGUCUUUGAUGUCAUGAAAUGAGGUGCUAUUUUGUUUGCAUCGACAAAUCAAAACUUCGAUGAAACCCUUUAUAACCGGAUACCUCUUAAAAAUAGCACCAUAUUAAUAUUGUUCCAAAAUCUCUUUCCUUUGCCCCAAGCCUUCUGCAGAUAACCCCCAAACAAGGGUUCCUCUCUAAGACCGACACCUCACUGCAGCAGGCAAUUCUCAGCAACAGACACCUCCUUACAAAGGACAUUUCCCUAUCGUGCAGUAGCGAAGGAGCCAUUAAAUUAUUUGCUCUUACAUGUUGAAAUUGCCCCUUUUGGUUUAUAAAUUUCCCUUUUGCCUGUCCCUUAGUUGCCGCACCCAUUUCCCCAUUGGCAAACAUGACCUUACGCUCUCCCUACCACGGACGCCUCUCUUCAACAGAAAAUCCUCUCUUCGUCCUCUGAAUCUCCAAAAGUUUCACUGUACCUUGUAGCUUGAUGACUCAAUGUAGCAUAAAUAGAUAUAUUUAGAAUGUUUAGGUCGUUCAUUAUCUUGUUCCUAUCUGUUAUAUAAACGAUUUGUUAUCAAAUCUGGGAAAAGCAAAUAA